This is a messenger RNA of Anopheles funestus (African malaria mosquito), 1720 nucleotides long. RefSeq lists its product as uncharacterized. Lineage: Eukaryota; Metazoa; Arthropoda; Insecta; Diptera; Culicidae. Gene Ontology annotation, molecular function: protein binding; DNA binding. Bases 204 to 1664 code for a protein of 486 amino acids. The record is from RefSeq and is a predicted model, not a curated record. The transcript has a single exon.
ACAGCUUUUAUCAUUCCCUCUCGCUUUCUUCGUGACAAUUGCUGAUUUGUUAUGUUUACAAACAUUCCAUUCAGUUCAUUUUAAAUGUUGUGCGAAUUUUAGUAAUUUUGUGGAUGGAUUGCAAUUCUUAUCAAUUUGUAUUACUACGGGGGAACGUUAGUGAAAAAUAAAAUCUACAAUUAUCUUCCAUUACAUGUUAUUUUAUGAACAUGGCGGUCGAAUCGUGCGUGAAGUGGACAAACUUUCAGGAGCACAUGAUGUGUGCUAUGCAUGAAAUCUUGGAAUCUCACCAGUACACCGACUGCCGGUUGGUCGUACCCGAAGGAGAAUUGUAUGCAAAUCGAGCAAUACUCUGCAUGGCUUCAAGAUUCUUCGAGGCAAUCUUCGAUGGUGCUAUGAACUUGUCUGCUAUAGAGACGGAUCGUCUCACGGUUCUCAUUCCAGAUCUGAAGCUUGCGUGUUUACGAUCUGUUUUACAAUUCAUCUACACCGGAGAAAUUUACCUACUCCCGCACGACGUAGCACCCUUUGUAGAAGCUUGCAGUUUCCUACAGAUACAAGGAGUCCCGUAUAGCGAAGAUCGGAUCGUAGGGAUUAGGGAUUUCGGAACAUUCAUCAGUUCAGUUCAGGAAGGGUCGAUUGUUAACAAUGAAGGUUAUGAAACUUCUGCGUAUCUUUCAAGCGAUUGUAAACGAGAAAACGUACAAAACGCAUCCGUUCUAUUCUUCGGUCAGGAAGCGUGCUUAUGCGAGCAGUCGAAUGAUGGCAAUUCUGCAUUGGAUUGUGAGAUGGAAAAUGAAAACAGUAAUGCAGCGGUUCAGCAGCUGUUAGGAGAUGGAAUAGAAGGAUUGCAGUGUCCAGUAGCUAACUCUGCAAAUGGUAUUCCAAGGAUGGAUGUAGAAAAACACCAAAGUUCAACAAUUUACUCAUCAAAUGAUCGCUUGGACGAGGAUUUGAAACUGGAACGAGAAGAACAUAUGGACUCCUCCAGCUAUGACACUCGUCUUACUGCGGCCAUCGAUGCAAUAUUAAAGCGUGGCAUUAGUUAUCGUGUUGCAUCGAAACAGCACAACAUUUCUAAGACCGUGCUGUGGCGAAGAACGAUGAAAAUGGCACGAUUCGUCCGACCGACUUCACCGAAACUAGCCAAACAGCGAAGGGAGGCUAUCGAUGCGCUUAAAUCCGGUGAAAAGUUAGUCCAUGUAAGCCAGCGUUUCGAGGUUCCACUGUCGACGCUUCAUCGGGACAAGAUACGGCUGUACCAGAAGGGUAUACUGCCGAGCAAGGUGAUAUUGAAACAGCGUGAUAAGGGUGAAUCUUUCCAGCAACGGUUGACGGAGGCGGUGGCGGAAUGCAUUGCAGGACGCAUGUCUCUUUCGGAAGCAGCACGAGUGUACGAGUUACCGAAAACCUCUAUAUGGAGAAAGGUACGAUCGUCACGGGCGAACAGUAGCAGCACAGUUGUAACAGAAGUAGAAAGAAACCUAACGAAACGUGAUCACGGUGUUCAGAAUUUGAAACAUUGCGCUGAAACGGUUGAAGAAGAUGCUGAACCCAUGGUAGGAGACUUAUUGAGCGCUACAUUGCACAUUAGCUCAGAAUACAUGUCCGACCCGGGUAUGGAUGUUUCUGCUAGCGGACUAACUCAGGAUUCAAUCCUGUAGCUGCGCGAUCGCCACGCACAAACUGAUGCUUUACAAUAAACUGUAACACUAUACAA